Myotis myotis is the source of this 2138-nucleotide messenger RNA. RefSeq names its product endogenous retrovirus group V member 1 Env polyprotein-like. The transcript is spliced from 2 exons. Lineage: Eukaryota; Metazoa; Chordata; Mammalia; Chiroptera; Vespertilionidae. The record is from RefSeq and is a predicted model, not a curated record. The coding region runs from base 514 to 1581 and encodes 355 amino acids.
CCAGAAUGCACUGCAGGACCCUCUCCGCUACGAGUCUCCGGGAACGAAAUCGACGAGGCGCGGGCUCCAGGGGCUUCCGGGCAAGAACUUCCGCAGUCAACGUUGCUGUCAUCUCAAGUUGGAUACAUCACAUAUGAGUAAAGCUUAUUACAACUCUACUAACCACAAGUAAAGCCUUUUGCAACUCUACUAACCCAUCUGAGCCUGAGAAAUCAAGCAAGACGUGGGAAUGCGAACCAAUUGAAAACUUUGUUCAAGAAAAAGACAACCCUCAGAUAAGUUUACUUCUCAAUUUUUGUUAUUAUUUAUAAAUUUUUUAAUAUUCUUUUGGUUUGGCCUUCUACUCCUCUGCUGUCUUACAAUUCCUCCAUCCUCCCUGUAAAAACCCUUCUCAGAAUUACUCUUUAUUAGAUCAGUAAUCCUUUCUAAAACUCUUCUCGGCUGCUUACUUAUUUGUGCACUACCCGCCACUCCAUUCAAGGCUUGCUUAGACCUUUUCUACAGUUUUACACAAUGAAUAAUUUCCUUCUAUUCCUAUUCCUGGCUUCACAAGUCCCUUUAGUACUAGGCACAAUAAACACCGUUCUAAAACCAGAACCACAACCAUGGGACCAAAACUCACUAAUUAGGAUUACCAAGGCUAUAGCGUCGGGGAACAUCACUAAUUGCUGGGUCUGUCACAAGCACCCACAAGCUAUAGGCCCCACACAAUAUUUAGCUAAGCCAGAGAACAAAUUCGGUAAUGAAACCUGGCGCUCAGAGCUAGCGUAUAUUUCCAAACCAAGUACAUAUGCCACCCUUUUCAUUCUGGUUAACAUAACUACCUCUCCAUCUAUCUGCCUAUAUACUGCAACAUCGAAACAUAAGCCUGCUCGUCCGGGAAAAGAGUUUCCUGUCUGCAACAAAACUAAGACUGCUCUAUGCAAACUUAGAGCCUUAUAUUAUUCCAUGUUGUGGCCAGCGAAUAUUUCCUCAUGUAGCACCAUUGUUCCUAUGGUUUUAACUAGCACCUCCAACACAGUCUGUGCUCCUGAGGGAAUGGUUUACAUAUGCGCAUAUUCCAUGAAUAGGACGGCAGGCAUUGGUUCAGUACACACCACCCCCACGGGAUACAUGGCCACUUCAUGCCUAAAUCCCUAUCUCAUUUAUGGAAUGUGCACCUUAGGAUAUUUAACUCCUAGCCUGGCUGUCUACAACGAAACAUCAACACCUUCCCAGCAUAAGCGGAGACUCCUAGACAACCCCUUAACUUGGAAAAGAAAGUCCCUUACUUCCCUUGUUCCCUGGGCAGGAUACAUGGAACAUGAAUUCAUCCUUCCUAAUCUCACAACUGAAUUAGAAAAGCUCUCAAGUGAAACAGGGGGAGCCCUCCAUGAACUACAACAGUCCCUCAACUCAUUAACAAAUAUAGGCUUAGACAGUCGUAUUGCCCUGGACUAUCUUUCAGCUGCAGAAGGAGGAGUCUGUGCUAUUCGAAAUACUACAUGUUGCACCUACAUCAAUAACUCCGCUAAAGUAGAAACAAGAAUACGUGAGAUUCUAAACCACGCAACCUGGUUAAAGAAUCUAAGAGAAUCCUAACUGGCAACCUCACUUGCUUAGAAUUGGAAAAAUUGGUAUGGUCUCUCCUUGGACCCCUUAUAAUCCCUCUCCUUAUCGUACUAGGGAUACUACUAUUUGGUCCCUGUUCAUUUAACCUACUUGUAAAAUUUGUCUUUUCCAGAUUACAGCAAUUCCACCUCAGAUAACGUUCAUCGGUGUUUUCAACCUUUCCAAACACCCCCGCAGAAAUAGCUCAACAUCCUGAUCAAGCUGGCCAACGGUUCCAAGAACCUUAUGCUUUGCCCUGACAGAUAGCAAGAGAAUGAGACCCAAUCCCAACUUCGCCCAUUUGUCAGCAGGAAGUAGCCAGAUGAUUGUCUACGUCCAUAAUCCCCCAAUGAAUUGGGUGUCAAACUCUUGAGCGGGGGGAAUGUUAGAGUAGGCAGGUAGAUAAGAGCAGGGCAAACUGAUCAAAGACCAUGCUUAAGUAAAUGGGGAAGGAGGGACAGAAAGCUAAAAACAGCCAUCAAAUUUAGACAAAAACAGGAAGGAGGGCACCAAGAGGGCAAAUCUUGCAAAAACACCUUCGAACAAAU